Messenger RNA from Durusdinium trenchii, 4188 nucleotides. NCBI's taxonomy places the organism in Eukaryota, Dinophyceae, Suessiales, Symbiodiniaceae. The record is from the annotation of a GenBank genome assembly.
AUGGCUGAGUUCAAAGACGCAGAUGAUGAUCCAUCAAAGAUUGCGGAUCAGAGUAAAGUGGUGGCGCUCUAUGACUUUGACCCCUCGAAGAUCGAUUGGCCCUUCAACCGGCAGAAGCCCUUGGCGCUAAGCACUGGCCAGGUCGUGGAGAUCGUGCAUGACGAUGGCUCGGAAUGGGCGCUGGGGCAUUUAGCCGGCGUGCCAGAGACAUUGGGCUAUUUCCCGAAGAACUACACAGUGUCAGUGGGAGAAUACCAGGAGAUGAUGCGAGACUUCGAGAAUCAAGAGCAACAGGACGGGGAUGAAGAUGAGACGGAUCAGGCCGGCCCUCCAGAGACGCGCGCCAUCCCAGCAGGGCCCUUGCCAGCACCACUCAUCGAUCAGCAGACGCAGGUCUACUAUGAUGAGGUCAAGGAGAAGGAGCGGCUCCGGGAGCCCAAGAAGAAGGACCCCGAGCCGGGACAGCUCCCAGAGCUGGUCUACCCAGGCAUCUCGGAAUAUCCGGCUAUCGAAGCACGGCCACCACAACCUACAGCCUUUGAGGUGACCAAGAGCCGCAUGCUGCGGGAGAUGCCCCCGGUGCCAGACCCGGCGCCGGAGGAGCCGGCUCCGCCCGAGGACGAUAUCAUGGCGGCACGCUGGGAGGUGGAACGGGAGCUCAAGGCGACCGAGGACAUCAUGGACAUCAAAGGUGGGGUGAUCACCUACUCGCGCAGCUCUACUCCUGCCACCAUGGCCGCGUCGCGCCCCGAGCGCGACUUCGUUCGGAAGAAGCCUAAGAGCCACGUGCACCAGGAACAUUUGAGACCGGUGAAUCAGCUCAUCGGCUUAGUGAACACCCACGUCCGGACAGCCUGGGAGAUCAAGCGUCAGCCUUACAAGAGCGACCUGCGCGCGCGCAGCACCACCCUGCGCGUGGCGGCCGGCAUUGAGCCGGCACACAUGCGCUUUGCGCUGCAAAGGGCCAAUGAGACCGGGGCCAAAUGGAAACAGAUGUUCAGGCCUGGGUUCAACGACACGGUGAACGAAGCCUUCCGAGUCGGCUGCAACUCCUGCAUCCUCAGCCAGCUUUAUUUGAAGCUCGGUGCGAGGAAGCUACUGCGAGAGAGCGGGGAGAGCGGGGCCAUAAGGAAAGACAAAGAAGCCAAGGAGCAGUUCCAAAAGCUACACGUCAAGGACUGGCUGCGCUGCACGCUGAGCAGGGACGUGGAUGGCGUGGUAUGGUUUGAGCUCAUGCGGAAGAAGGCACAUCUCUUCUACAUGCGGAUGGACUUCACAGAUGUGAUGAUGGCGCACCCCGAUGCCUGGGGCUUUCCAGACACCUCGCGCGUGGUGGCCGCGAACCCGGGCGAACCGGUGAACCCCUUCCACGGAUGGUACGCGCAGCACUCCAUCGAUCCAGAAGCCGAACUGGAAGACGUCGAGUUCCGCUACACCUUGCGCUUGCGGAGCUUUCCUGAGACCACGUUCCAGGCCUUAGCCUUGGGCAAGAUCCCAGAGUGGAUCAAGCCCUACUUGUCCUUGCACGCAGAGGCUGAGGCUCCGGAUGAUUUGGCUGUGGAAGAAGAUGAAGAGGCCAUGCCCACUGAGACGGGCAAGGCCAUCGAGUUGGAGAACAAUCUCAUGAUGGAGGCUGGCCUCGAAGAUGGCGACAACCUCUACGUGAAGUUAGACGAGCUGAAGCUGGCGCGUGAGCGCACCACGGGGCCCGACGUCUUGGACGCGGACCUGCGCGCAUAUCGCCUCAAGGGCUUAAGCGCCAUGCGGAUCUUCCUGCGGAGUCGUGGGAACCCAGACAGCCGCAAGGAGGUCAUUGUCAGCCCCAAGAUGGUGAAGGAGCUGCACUGGCGGGACAUGGCAGCGCAAUUGGGUAUUCAGAAGCGACCAGCGCACUACUGGUACUGCAUGUUUGCUUUGCGCUAUCCCUUAGCCCCUGACUGGGAAGCUGUGGUGCGGGAAGACACCCGAUGGUACUUGAACCUGCAGCAGGAUACGGCGCAGCCAGUGCAUCCCAUGGUGAAGAAGUUUAGGGAACACCUUGGGGACGUGAUCGCUAACGAGUUCCUUUGGGAUUUUCGAGGGUUCGUGAAGAUGAAGUGCAGCGAAUGUGGCUUGCCAGACUCCGUGGUGUGGUGCCAGCAGUGCACAGACUACUUCUGUGCGCCCUGCUUCCUGCAGAGCCACAAGUCUCGUCGCGGUCGAAAGCAUUGGCCUUUACCUGUUCCUGGCUGUCGCUAUCUCACGGUACCCGAGACACGAAGGUUCGGAGAGCAGCUGCCCCUCCUGAAUGUGGGCUUCUCCAAUCGAAGGCGAUUUCUGGCCCGUGACAACCAGUCGGAUAAGAACGGAGACCGCAGUGGCGAUACAUGGCUGUGGUUUCACACCGACACCUUCCAGGCUGCUUUGAUGCAGACACCAGAGAACCAUUGGUGCUUGAAGCGUCGGGAGCCGCCACGAUUGCCACCCGGUGUGGAUGGAUACUUCUACAACUUUGCCACCGAUACCGUGGCUGAUGAUGUCUCUUACAUUUUGACCUCCCAGCAGGAAGCCCAAGCGGUGGCCCUGAUGCAACGGCAUAUCCGUGGAGCCUUGACGCGGAGGGCCAUCAAGAAGCAAACCUCUGCGGCCUUGAUCUUCCAGAAGACCAAGAUGAUGUGGGAUGUUCAGCGCAUCCAUGGGAGCAGCGGUAAGAAUGCCUCCAUCAUCAAAGCCUGGUUCCGUAAGCACUGCGCGCGGGAGGCGCGGGAGGCGGCUUUUUUCGGUGCCCGGUGCCCAAUGGCCAUUUGGCGUGGCAUCCUCACACGGCGCCGCACCCGGGAUCUCUUAUCGAGCACCACGCGCUUUCAGGCGUCCUGGCGUGCCUUUGCCGGGCGCCGGAAGAUCAAGGCACGUUUGAGCGCAGCAGUGGCGAUUCAGAAGGUGCUUCGUGGCUUUGUCCAUGGCCGACGUUUGAUCCGCAGGCGGCACAAGGCCGCCGCCCGAAUUCAGGCGUUGGUCCGUGGCAUCUUCACACGGCAGCGGCACCAGAAGCGCCUAGCAGCGGCCAUCCGGAUCCAGGCCCGAAUCCGCGGCCUUUGGGGCCGCCAGAAGGUGCAGAAGAUCCAGCGGGCCGCGUCGUUGUUGCAGCGCAACUGGCGCCGCUUUCAGGCACAACUGCACAUGAAGCAGAUGGUCUACGAGAAGAUGGAGCUACUGCGGCUCAAACGAUUGGACGUCCUGCGCGCCAAACUGCAGGAGGCAGCCAUUGUGGUGAUCCAAAGGAACUGGCGACGACAUGUGGAUGCACAGAAUGCGAUCGAGGAGAGGAAGGAGAAGGGUGAUGCAGAUAAGCGGACCACCACCAUGCUAGUGGCUUUGUUGGAAGGGGCCUCGGCCCUGCGACAUUUCAUCCACCCCUGGUGGCGGCAUUUGCCACCUCAGGUUCAGGCGAUCCUCAAGGAGCUCAAGGGCCCACUGCAGCGCAGCAUUGCCUUGCUGCCGGUGACCGGGAAGUUGGGCUCCGAGGAGCUGGGCCGCCGGGGGCUCAACGUGGCCUCGGUGGAGCAUCUGCAGGGCAUCCAGGCGCGAGCCGAGCCCGAUUUGGCCAGCCACCUGCUCCUGCAGGUGAGUCGCCACUUGCUCUCCCACGUGCCUGCGGAGCUCUUUCCUGAGACCAUCAAGUGGGCCUGCUACGCUAUCGGGCAUCAGGCCGUGAAGCUGAAUGAGACGGAUGGCUAUUACCCUCAGGAGAUCAUUCCAGUGGGAAAGGAUAUGCCGCCUCAUCCGCAUGACAAGCUGCAUUGCCUCUUUAAGGACAUGGACAACUACAAGACACGGACUGACUCCAUGAUGAAUUUUCCGGAAGAGUCGAUGCCCAUGUUGACCUUGAACGGCAUGCCCUCACAUCAUCGUCAUGUCUUCCUCACCGCGGAGGUGCUUGUGACCAUGAGGCAAGCCCUAGACAGCCCUGCGAUAUCGACGGAUGACCAUCUGAAGUUCCAGGGCUUAGAUGCCUCUGCUGGAGCACAGCUCAUGGAGGUCCUAGGCGCGGAGAUCGAACAUCGCUUGCCUUUGGAUUGGCCCAACCAGCACGGCACCGUGGCCGCGCUGGCGCAGCAGUUGGGCUCACACGUGGUAGAGGUCAAGAAGGAUGGAUCGGACCAUGGGUUGUUGAUGGAUGGGUUUGCUGACCGGGCUGGAUUCGUUUGA